CGAUGGACUCGUUGCUGAAAUCCUUCAUGAAACUAACAGUUUGAAUGGUUUAGCAUUAGUUUCUGAUGGUAGGCUAUGUGAUAGUAUAUUUUGUAACACCUGAAACAAGCAUACUGUAACGCGCGUUGUUGACAACUAUCUUUAACUCUAGAGCGUUUUCGAUAUGUCGGCAAUCGGCUAUUACACGAAACUGUAACCAAGAGCCCAUUCAGCAGUAGGCUACAGGUUAUUUUUAAUCAACGUUAAACCAGUUAGGCUUAUGUGUCAUCAAGUGACAUUUAGGCGCUCUUUUCACUUUGAAGUGCGAGAUGGUUUUAGGACUCAAAACGUUAUCGGAAGUAUUAAGCAAUCGAGUGUGUUGCCCAAGCACAUUAAUCGUAAUGGAUGCAAUAGAGGCGGAGCAGCAAGCCGUGUUCACAUCGGCGAACAACCAUCCUCUGCUGGUUCCAUCCUCUACCACUCACAGUCACUUCUCCGGGUCGCAGUCACACAACCAUCCGAGCGGCGGGAUGAAGCUAGAGGCGGUCAUGGAGAACCUUCAGCGGCAGCAGGCUGCCCGUCUGGCGCUGGAAGAGAAGCUUCGCCAAGCAGAAAAAGACAAAGACCUCAGGUCUAUGAUGGAUUCACAAAUUCAGCAGCAAGCGUUGGCUUUCCGUCACUAUCAGGCAGCGGUGAGGGGUGCUUUCGCUGUCGGAGCGCCUAUCUCGUCUCCGGGGGCAAGUUCUAGCGAACGGCAACCUGCACACCCCGACGCCCAUAGGCUUCCUGAGAGACCCGACGAUUCCGACGUUGAGGAUGACCUAGAGGGUGAUCGUGGCAUGGAAGACGAAGACCGUGAUCUUGAAGACGAAGAUAUUGAUAACGAGGGAUUCAUGGACGAUGAUAUAGAGAGACCUAUGCCUCACUAUCUCCCUCGCCACAGCAUGCAUUCUAAUGCGGGACAAUCUCCGAAGCACUCCGGCGCCAGAGUUCAGCCGUCAUUCUCGGCCGCAAGGCAACCCGAGUCUCCCGGUGGAAUGGCUCAGGCACAAUCGCAGCACCAUGAGUGGACUUAUGAAGAGCAGUUCAAACAGGUAAGGCACUGUAGUUUGUCAUAAACUCCCCAAAAGCACUCAUUUAAAAAAUCAUGCUUGUUAUUCUGCACUGGCCACUCGCUGUUUAAGUUUGUUUCAAAAGUUGUAUACAUUAAGUUCUGCAUUCCUAAACCGCCAGUUUGAGAAUGUGAGAGUUGAAUUUGCAUAUAGGACCUACAUUUGUCAAAUGCUUUUCAGGUCAUUGUUUUGUGUGCCACGUUUAAAUGCUUUUUUUUUUUUGAGUGAAGACAUUUCUCUUGGUGCAAUGUGAAAUAUUAAGACAGCUUAUGCAGCCAAAAGAAUGGUCAGGAAUUCAAACAUUUAUUCAUGUGUACCUUAACAUUACUCACAGCUAAAUAUGGACUGUUAUAUAAAGUUAGUUUAGAAAUGAAAGAAGUUCCCCAUUAAAAUUUUUCUUUCUCUGUUCUGGCUCACACAUGACAUAUUUAAAUUACUGCUAUCAGGAGAGAGUCUAUAUUUUGCCCUAUUUACUGAAAAGCUAUGAUCACAAUUGAAAGCCUGAACUUUGCUUACUAUGUCAGUAUAAAACAAGUAUACAAAAACUUCGGGUGAUCAAUCGCUCUAUAAGUCUAUAUGCAUGUCAGUGUGAUGUCAUUUCUCCCUUAUUUUAUCUAAUACUAAAUGUCUUUGAGAUCAAUGCUACCAAUAAUAGUUGUAUUAAUUCAAGUUGUUUGUGUGUACAUUCCAUGACACAAGCCUUUGCAUCAGCUGAGCCCUAUAGCGAGUGAGCCUGAAUGGACAGGUCAUUUCUUAUUUAUGAUCUAUCACUUACAGACAUUGCUGAAUGUGAUCUGUACUUCGGGGACUGCAUUAGGCCCCACAUUAAUGUAACUUAAGGCAGAGAAACGCAGUCCAAAUUAGGGUAAUAACCUUGAUUGAGGGCCAAGCAAAUGGAAAAAUUGAGUCAUGAGAUAUUAAUCGGUCAGGUGCUUCAGAAAUGAGCAAUCGCUCAGUGUGAAGAAAACAAGUCAACAGUGUUUGUCUGUUGUCUGUGUUUAUAUCUGUGUGGGAAAUCUUUUUCUUUGUGUGUGUUAUAACUGAUAAAAGAACACUAUACGUAGUAGGGAAUUUGAAAACGUUCUGUCAAGAUUUGAAAAGAGUAUAAUUUUUAAGUCAAUUUCUUGAAUUGCAGUGCUUAAUAUUAAAAGUAACCGAAUGUAAAACACGAUUGCAUGCACUAACAGCAAUUGCACACGUAUUGUGAAAAUGUUUAUUCCUGCCAUAGGGUCUCAUUUCCAAAUGCGUUGAAAAUUGUCAUGCUGUGGUAUUCAUAUGUCACUGGUGUGGUAUUGCUGAAGCAUGUUUUUGAAUUGCCAUUCCUACAAAUUGAUUCAAUGGACCCAAACACAAUGAAAGGAUGCCGGUGCCAGUUUGGCAGACAGGCUGGAGCCAGUAUACGGCGUCUUUUCAAAGUUGCAAAAGAAAACCACAUUUAAGGGCAAUAAAUGGCUCCUCUGAAAUAAGAACAAGAUGUGGCUUUGGAGGGAUAACUAAGAGAAACUGGUCAUUGCUUUUAAAGCUGAAUGUUGGCAUUAAGAACUGUUCAAUUAUCAUAAUAUGACUACAAAUCUUUAGUGAUACAGCUGGCAAGCUGGUGACUUUGAAGCUUGUUCAGGGUUUCUACUGUGCAGUUUGUUCAUUUGUU
This is a messenger RNA of Clupea harengus (Atlantic herring), 2739 nucleotides long. RefSeq names its product AT-rich interactive domain-containing protein 3A-like (gene arid3c). Gene Ontology annotation, cellular component: nucleus. The record is from RefSeq and is a predicted model, not a curated record. Lineage: Eukaryota; Metazoa; Chordata; Actinopteri; Clupeiformes; Clupeidae. Gene Ontology annotation, molecular function: DNA binding. Gene Ontology annotation, biological process: regulation of transcription by RNA polymerase II. The transcript is spliced from 2 exons. Bases 309 to 1097 code for a protein of 262 amino acids.